This is a messenger RNA of Owenia fusiformis, 1602 nucleotides long. Lineage: Eukaryota; Metazoa; Annelida; Polychaeta; Sabellida; Oweniidae. The record is from the annotation of a GenBank genome assembly.
CACUUCCCUAAGCAGACAAACAAUUGUAUUGUCUUAUCCUCAUUUCACUGGAAAUGUAACUUUAUCUGAGAAUUCAAGUACAUUGUUGUUAUACCAAAGUUGUAAAGUCCAUGUGGUGAUAAACUUUAAAAGUUUAACAAAGCCAAGUCUAUCAACAUAAACACAAAUUCUGUCAUUCUAUUGGUCGAGAGCCAACCUUGUUUACAACUGAUAAUCUAAAGUGGAAGCAACAAUGUGAAAAUAGGAAGUAAAUAUACAGAAUGUCCCUGUUUUCUCUGAAUCCCCCUGACAGUAACCUGAUCAGGUCAAGUCUAUGGCUGGGGUUUAUAAAUACAGAGCUUGAUUCAAGUAGAGUCACAUCAGAGAACACUAAGACAUAACUCACAGGGUACAGACAGAACUAUCUCAAAUACAAACAUGAAGAAUAUCAGCAUCGCUGUUGCAGUCGCAUUAGCCUGCAUUAUAGCAGUCACUUUUGCAAAAAACAUUGAAGAAACUGAAACUCAGGAAAAUGCCAUCUCAGCAGAAGAAGCACAGAAGAAUCUCGAAUUGAUCGAAUAUUAUGUAAAUAAAACUAAAUUGAGCCCAUAUAGUAAAUUUAUUGUGGAAUCUGGCCUAAAGAGGAUCAAACGCGCUGGCGGAACCAGAGGAGAUAAUACUCAUUGGUGUUGUAAGGAAGAUCCUGUCUAUAACAAAGAAUAUCACACAAGGGCCGUUCGAGAAUUGGUUCCCGUUACUAAAACACGUCGUGGCUCAGGAAAAUGUGGAUUCGGAGGUUGGUCACGAUGCACCAGAGAUGAAACUUACACAACCGGGGAGGUCCAUUACAAACAAGUUGUAGACACAAGAGAGGUUACUGCUGCAGAGUGGGUGAAUGGUUGUCCAGACAGGAAAAUUGUAUGCUGCAAGGGCUUCAUUCUCAACAAAUUUGUCAACAAUUGCAUGACCAAUGCAGAACUUGAUGAGCUACUGAAGAUCCUGCACAGAAAUGAGGCAGCUCUCCCUCUGCUUGAGAGGUUUGGACAAGGAAAAUAAACCUGACUUGACACCCUUGGUAAAGCAGCACAGCAAAACAAAACUUGAAAACAAACCUGACUUGGCACCCUUGGUAAAGCAGCUCUGCAAAACAACACUGAAAAAUAGACUUCACAUGACACGCUGGAAAAACAAUGCUUACAAAAAUAAACUGACAAUAAAUUGAACCAGGCAGUACAGAUGCUGCAGUAUAAACCAACAGUAAUCAAAAACAUACAAGACUUUUGUGAUGAAAACUGAAUGGAAAAAGUUAGCCAGUUGAAGUGCAGUAGCAAACAAGUUUUGGAAAUUUAUUUAUUUAUUAUAUUUCUUUACUACAUUUGAUGUGUGUUAUUUUAUUUGAUCUUGUUCAUGAACUGCUGGCAACAAAAUGGCUUAAUGCAUGCUCAGAUACUUUUAAAGCAUUUGUCAAAUGUGCACAAACAAAACAGAUCUCAAAAUCAUCACUUAAAAAAUAUAUAUUUGGUCUGAACCAAAAAUGUUCAAUUCAUAUUGUUUACAGCCAAAGGUGAUAUAAGGCAUCAGUAUUUUUAUAUUUUGGUAUGAAAAACUUAAGUAUAUAUGUUA